AUGGCCUCCGACCUCAUUACCAGCACCAAUUCUGCGGUAGAUGAUAUGCAGUUCCUGGUGGACUGUGGAAGUAUUAACAUCGAACAAUUUGUUCUGCUGUUAUUUAGGUUAAGAAAUCUUAAAAUAUUCCUUGUUUUAACUAAAAAGUUGGGCAACGAUCCAAGUCUGGGAUCUUUCUUCCAAGUGGUUGAAGAUGUUGUUUGUAAAGAAGCAGGGGUGGUUCGCACUUUACGUCUCUUUUUGACUGGUCUAGCUACGGGUGAGCAAGCUAACGCUGCUUUUGAACUGGAUGGUACCUUAAAGAUUGAGGACAAAACUUGGCAGGAACCAAUGGAUCAGCUCUACGUCAAAAUCUUGGAUACUCCGAGGCAAUCAAACUCUCUAACACCAAAUGAAGUUGAUGAUAUCUUGACUUUCUUGCUUCAGAAUCUCGGGGUAUUUCACAGCUUGGAAUGGGAACUCGACGGUGAAAUUCUAGGAGAGCCCGUCAAAGCCUUGGAAGAACAGAUCAUAUUCUUGAGAAAUCUCUGCCUCUUCACCUUUGAGGAAGUAUCUAAAGUUGAUGAAGAGUUAUUGGCUCAUGUCGAAACUAUUUCAAUCAAUGCUGCAUAUCUCCUAUUCAAGUGUGAUGCCGACAAGGGCGAUAAAAGUGCUUGCCAAGAUUUGCUGUUCAAGAUUUCAUCAUUGAUGAAAGAAAUCAAACCUAUUGAUCCUCAGGUCUACGAGACUUACAUUAAGGUGUUGAGUGGCUCAAAGGUCAGGAGAAGGUCACUUCUCCCUGCUGAUGGAGAGAAGGACAAAGAACACUGUCGCGUGAAAGAAUUCUUGAAUUCUCUCAUUUCUAAUCUUUGGGAGAGGCUACAACAACUUAAUUCUGAUGAUGUGGUUUCUCUGCCGGAUCAACUCCGCGAGCUCUACAAAGGACUUGGAUCCUUGGGAAUCAUUCUCACCCAGCUGCCUAACGCCGUUGAGUUGAAAGCUAAAGACCACAUUUUUUAUGUGGUGUGUGAUGCUGGAGUCUUGAUUUGCUCGCUGUACCAGACACAUCAACAACUGGACGAUGGAAUUCAGCACUUGUUGAAAGCAAUAAGGCACAUUAUAUCGGAUCUUGGUGAAAAAGGGGCGCACAAACCGGAUUCCAACAUUCCUAGCACUGCUCCAUUGUCAUUUGUCGAUUCUUUAGUCGAAAGGCUAAAGGAGAUGACAAGGUGUGAAACUGAAACAAAUUCAAAGAGUCAUCCCCUAACUAUUGAAAAAGAGCUCGUCUAUUUAAGGUCAUUCUUGGGACACAUCAUGGAGUUGCGUCAUGAACAGGAGGAAGUCCAAACUCUUUGGGACCAUGUUUUGGAGUUAGCGUAUCGGGUAGAGUGUCUUGUCGACUACUUAGUGGUUGGUGAUCUUUCAGAUACUUUUUCAGAAGCAUUUGAUUCCAUCAUGAAGGGCAUCAAGAAUAUCAAGCCACAAAUCGAGGUGCGCCAAGUAGAAAUCAAAAUGAAGGGAGUAACCAUGGCUCAUAGCUAUCAUGCGCCAUAUCAAAGAAUUCCUUCAUCAUUAAAUAAUGAGGUCGUUGGGUUCCUUGAUGAGGCAAAAUCAAUUAAGAAUCGGCUCACGAGGGGAUUGAAGCAACUACAAAUUGUAGCCAUUGUGGGUAUGCCAGGCCAAGGUAAGACGACUUUAGCUGGAAAAGUUUACAAUGACCCUUAUGUUUCACACCAUUUUUUAGUCUCUGCACAGACUACUGUGUCCCAAAUAAUGGACAAAAGAAGGGUUCUCUUUAACCUCUUGAGCCAAAUUGAUCCCAAAAAAUGUUCUGAAUUUACUUCUGAACGGGAUUUAGUAGAGAAGGUCUGGCGCAGCUUAAAAGGAAAGAGAUAUCUCAUCUUUUUGGAUGACGUAUGGGAAGCUGAGGCGUGGAAUAGCUUGAAAGAAGCAUUCCCUGAGGAUCAUUUGGCAAGUAGAAUUAUGUUGACGAGUCGUCAGCAUGAUGUUGCUCCCGAUGAAGAACCUCACGAAGUUAGACCACUGAAUGAAGAAGAGAGCAUGGACCUAUUGCAAAGGAAGUUGUUCAAUGGAAGUUGCUGGCCCAGUGAAUCUGUUGAUUUUGGUAACCAAAUUGCCAAACUCUGUAAGGGACUUCCUCUAACAAUCGUGAUUAUAGCUGGUGUUCUAGCAACCACAAAGCCGGAGUGUUGGAAAAAUAUUCUGAGUGGUUUAAGGUCAGGCAUCGUUUCAAGCACAGAACAGUGCAGAAACUUACUGGAACUCAGCUACAGCCAUUUACCAGAGCAUUUGAGGCCCUGCCUUCUUUAUUUCGCAGCAUUUCAAGAAGAUGAGGAGGUUUCAGUCAGGAGAUUACUUCGUUUAUGGAUAGCUGAAGGAUUCGUUCGCAAAGUUGAGAUGAAGUGUGUUGAAGAUGUUGCUGAGGACUACCUGAAAGAUUUAAUCGGGAGAAGCUUACUUACAGUUGCAAAACAAAGAUCCAUAGGAGGAGUGAAAGCAUGUUGCAUCCAUGAUUUGCUCCAUGAAUUUUGUUUGCAAAAAGCCAAAGAUGAACGGUUCUUCUCUUUCCUUGGAGUAGGUGCUGAUAAAGUUUUGGCAUUCCACGAGCUACACAACCUGCGAAGAUUAUGCGUUAACUCUGAUCCGAAGCAUUUCAUAAGCACAAGUGAGUAUUUCCCGUAUGUUCGUUCUCUGCGCUUCAACUAUGACGCGCACCAAGUCCCUCAAGAUCUAUCCUUCAUAUUUAACAUUUGCAAACUGUUAAGAGUUUUGGAUUUGGGGCAAAUCAAUAUAGGUCGUGUGUUUCCAAGUGAAAUAGGGUUGCUUGUGCAAUUGGCCUUCCUGGCAAUUCGAGGUUAUGUGAGGGAUAUCCCACCAUCAGUUGGAAACCUUUCUAAUCUGGAGACUUUGAAUUUAUAUCAAAUAGCAGUAGCCAAGCCAAUCUCCUUACCAGACAGUUUCUGGAAUCUUCAGAAACUAAGGCAUCUUUUCAUGACAAGUCCUGGUGGAAUAUUUCGUUUUGAAAGUCUUGUUGGAUCAUCUGAUUUAUGUGAGUUAGAUAGAGUUUCCGGUCUAGCUAUUCCUUACGGAGCUAACUUAGAAGGUUUACUGAAAAAGUUUCCAAACGUCCGUAAGUUGAAAUGCUUCCUUUUGGAGUUCCUUGACAAAGUAGAAAAUCAUGUAAAGAUAAUAGUUCCUGACUUUUUGAGCCAACUAGAAUCACUUGGUAUGUCAUUGUUCUACAAUGAUGACCCACCUGAAGACAUCAAGAUGAAGUUUGAGUUCAUUCUGCCUGCAAAUGUGAAGAAAUUGAUGCUGUCAGGGCUUUGUUUGUAUAGGGAGUGCCUUUCAAUUAUUUCUAGGCUGCCAAACCUUGAAGUCCUCAAACUAAUAGCUGUAAGUUUCGAAGGGGACACUUGGGAACUGGAAGAAGAGGAAUUCCCCAAACUCCGAUUCUUGAAAUUGCAUUCUUGGAGUCUACGCUCGUGGAGUGCUUCAGAGAAUCCAUUUGGCUGUCUUGAGAAGUUGGUAUUGAGGAAGUGUGUACUUUUGGGAGAGAUGCCUAGUUGUCUGGAAAAUAUCUCUACGCUUGAAGUGAUCCAGGUCAAAUAUUGUUCUGACACUCUACUAGAGCUAGUAGGAAAGAUUAAGGAAGCACAAGAAGACAACGGAAAUUCAGAGCUGAAGAUCAUUACUUCCUUAUCUGACUGAUUAUUCUGCACCAACUUUUGCGGUUUGGAAUGUGUGAUGAUGGCGAUC
Oldenlandia corymbosa var. corymbosa is the source of this 3759-nucleotide messenger RNA. NCBI's taxonomy places the organism in Eukaryota, Viridiplantae, Streptophyta, Magnoliopsida, Gentianales, Rubiaceae. The record is from the annotation of a GenBank genome assembly.